AUGAAAGAAGUUGUAACAAGUGAAAUUCCUAAAAAGAUUAGUGGUCUUGAGUUCAGUGCUCUUAGUGCUGCAGAUAUCGUUGCUCAAUCUGAAGUUGCCAUUACUACCCGUGAUUUAUAUGAUUUAGAACAUGGUAGAGCUCCAAAAAAAUCCGGUGCAUUAGAUCAAAGAAUGGGUGUAUCCUCUUCAAAUUUAGAAUGUGAAACUUGUCAUGGAAAUUUAGCAUCAUGCCACGGUCAUUUUGGUCAUAUUAAAUUGGCUUUGCCAGUAUUCCAUGUUGGUUAUUUUAAAGCAACCAUUCAAAUUCUUCAGGCAAUUUGUAAAAGUUGUGCUGCAGUUUUAUUAUCUGAUGAAGAUAAAAGAAAUUUUUUAAGUGAAUUAAGAAGACCAGGUAUCGACAAUUUAAAGAGAAUGGGUAUCUUGAAGAAAAUUCUAGAUCAAUGUAAAAAACAAAGAAGAUGUUUGCAUUGCGGUGGCUUAAAUGGUGUUGUUAAGAAAGCUGCAGCAGGUGGUGGUUCUGCAUCUUUGAAGAUUAUACAUGAUACGUUCCGUUGGGUUGGUAAGAAACAAACUCCAGAAAAAGAUAGUUGGGUUGGUGAUUGGCAAGAAGUUUUGAGUCAUAACCCUGAAUUGGAAAGAUUUGUCAAGAGAGCUAUGGAUGAUUUAAAUCCAUUAAAAACUUUAAACUUAUUUAAACAAAUCAAACCAGAAGAUUGUGAGUUGUUAGGUAUUGAUUCAACUUCAAAAUCUGGUAGACCUGAAACUUAUAUUUGGAGAUAUUUACCUGCCCCUCCGGUAUGUAUUAGACCAUCCGUUAUGAUGCAAGAUUCACCAGCAUCAAAUGAAGAUGAUUUAACUGUGAAACUUACUGAAGUUGUAUGGACAUCCUCUUUAAUUAAAGCUGGUUUAGAGAAAGGUAUCUCUAUCAAUAAUAUGAUGGAACAUUGGGAUUAUUUACAAUUAUCUGUGGCUAUGUAUAUAAACUCUGAUUCUGUUAAUCCACUAUUAAUGCCUGGUGCUUCCACUGGUAAUAAAGUUAAACCUAUCAGAGGGUUCUGCCAACGUUUAAAAGGUAAACAAGGUAGAUUUAGAGGUAAUUUAUCAGGUAAGCGUGUUGAUUUCUCUGGUAGAACUGUUAUUUCCCCAGAUCCAAAUUUAUCAAUCGAUGAAGUUGCUGUUCCAGAUCGUGUUGCUAAAGUUUUAACUUUCCCUGAAAGAGUUACACGUUAUAAUAAAAGAAAACUACAAGCAUUGGUCCUCAAUGGUCCAAACGUUCAUCCAGGUGCUAACUAUUUAUUAAAAAAAGAUGAAGAAGCUAGAAGAAAUUUACGUUAUGGUGACAAAGUCAAACUUGCUAAAAAUUUACAAAUUGGUGAUGUAGUUGAAAGACAUUUGGAAGAUGGUGACGUCGUGUUAUUCAACCGUCAACCUUCGCUUCAUAGAUUAUCUAUUUUGUCACAUUAUGCAAAAAUUCGUCCAUGGAGAACAUUUAGAUUGAAUGAAUGUGUGUGUACUCCUUACAAUGCAGAUUUUGACGGUGAUGAAAUGAAUUUACAUGUUCCUCAGACUGAAGAAGCUCGUGCUGAGGCGAUUAAUUUAAUGGGGGUUAAAAAUAAUCUAUUAACUCCAAAAUCUGGUGAACCGAUUAUUGCAGCUACCCAAGAUUUCAUUACUGGGUCCUAUUUGAUAUCACACAAAGAUUCCUUCUUUGAUAGAGCAACCUUCACUCAGCUACUAUCAAUGAUGUGCGAUGGUAAUUUACAAUUUGAUAUCCCUCCACCUGCCAUUAUGAAACCAUGUUAUUUAUGGACAGGUAAACAACUAUUCUCUUUAUUAAUCAAACCAAAUAGCAAUUCACCUGUUGUUAUCAAUGUGGAUGCCAAAAACAAAGUUUUCAAGCCUCCAAAAGAUAAAUCUUUGCCAAGUGAAAUGUCUCCUAACGAUGGGUUUGUUGUUAUUAGAGGUUCUCAAAUCUUAUCAGGUGUUAUGGAUAAAUCUGUCUUAGGUGAUGGUAAGAAGCAUUCUGUAUUUUAUACCAUUUUAAGAGAUUACGGUCCACAAGAGGCUGCUACUGCAAUGAAUAGAAUGGCUAAAUUAUGUGCAAGAUUUUUAGGUAAUAGAGGUUUCUCCAUUGGUAUUAAUGAUGUUACUCCAGAUGAUAAAUUAAAAAACUUAAAAGAAAAUCUGGUUGAAAUUGCGUAUGCUAAAUGUGAUGAGUUAAUUGGUUUAUAUAAUCAAGGUAAAUUAGAAACUCAACCAGGUUGUAAUGAAGAACAAACUUUGGAAGCAAAAAUCAGUGGUAUUUUAUCUAAGGUUAGAGAAGAAGUCGGUGAUAUUUGUAUUAAUGAAUUGGAUAAUUGGAAUGCACCACUGAUUAUGGCCACGUGUGGUUCAAAGGGUUCUAAUUUAAAUGUCUCCCAAAUGGUGGCUGUUGUCGGUCAGCAAAUUAUUUCUGGUAAUCGUGUGCCUGAUGGGUUUCAAGAUCGUUCUUUACCUCAUUUCCAAAAGAAUUCGAAAACACCACAAUCUAAGGGUUUCGUAAGAAAUUCCUUUUACUCCGGUUUAUCACCACCAGAGUUCUUAUUCCAUGCUAUUUCUGGUAGAGAAGGUUUGGUCGAUACUGCCGUUAAAACAGCCGAAACUGGUUAUAUGUCUCGUAGAUUAAUGAAAUCUUUAGAGGAUUUAUCUUGCCAAUAUGAUAAUACUGUCAGAACAUCCUCAAAUGGUAUUGUUCAAUUCACCUAUGGUGGUGAUGGUUUAGAUCCAUUUGAUAUGGAGGGUAAUGCCCAACCGGUUAACUUUAAUAGAUCAUGGGAUCAUGCUUAUAAUAUAAAAUUUGACAAUAAUGAUAAGACUAUUUAUCCUUAUCAAAUUUUGGAGAUAACUAACGAUAUAUUACACCCUCUAGAAGAAAAACUAAUACGAUAUGAUAAUAUAGGUAAAGUUGUGACUCCGGAAAAUUCUGGUAAGGAUGAAUUUGUUGAUCAAUUGGAUGCAGAAAGAAAUUUCUACAAUUCUUUGAGAGAUUAUAUGACUAAGAAGGCCAAUGAGCUAGCAGACGUGAGAAAAUCUAGAGGUAUGAAAGAGCUUUUAUCUGCCCCAGGGGACGAAUUUAAACUAAUGGAUUUAGAUGAACAAACACCGGACUCAAUAAGACAUUCUGUUGAACAAAUUUGUCGAAUCACAGAAAACACUGUCCGUGAAUUUUUGAAAAUCGCAAUUACGAAGUAUCGUAGAGCAAGAGUUGAACCUGGGACUGCUGUUGGUGCUAUUGGUGCACAAUCUAUUGGUGAACCAGGUACACAAAUGACCUUGAAAACUUUCCAUUUUGCUGGUGUCGCUUCUAUGAAUGUUACAUUAGGUGUUCCUCGUAUUAAGGAAAUUAUUAAUGCUUCUAAGGUCAUUUCUACUCCAAUUAUUAAUGCUGUAUUAGUCAAUGAAAACGAUGAAAGAGCAGCCAGAGUGGUUAAAGGCCGUAUUGAAAAAACGUUAUUAUCCGAUGUUGCAUAUUAUAUUCAAGAUUGUUAUAAAGAUAACAAUUCUUAUUUGGAAGUAAAAAUUGAUUUAGGUACAAUCGAGAAACUUCAGUUGGAAUUAACUAUGUCAGAUAUCGCUGAUGCAAUUGCUAGAGCUCCCAAACUAAAAAUUCAAUUUGGUGAUGUCGUUCCCGAAAGUAAUUCUAAAAUUCGUAUUAGUGUCCGCCCAGAAGCUAGUGUAUCUAAAAUAUCAGCUAGUGCUAAAGAACCUCUUGAAAAUAAUGUUUUCUAUAGAAUGCAACAUUUACGCCGUGCUCUACCAAGUAUUGUAGUGAAAGGUUUACCAGAUAUUGCUAGAGCCGUUAUUAAUAUCCGUGAUAAUGGUAAAAGAGAAUUAUUGGUUGAAGGAUAUGGUUUAAGAGAUGUUAUGUGUACUGAUGGUGUUAUUGGUUCGAAAACAACAACCAAUCAUGUAUUAGAAGUUAACAGUGUCCUUGGUAUCGAAGCUGCCAGAGCAAGUAUUAUAGGAGAAAUUGAUUACACUAUGAGUAAUCACGGUAUGAGUGUGGAUCCACGUCAUAUUCAAUUACUAGGUGAUGUCAUGACAUACAAAGGUGAAGUUUUGGGUAUUACAAGAUUUGGUUUAAGUAAAAUGAGAGAUUCGGUUUUACAAUUGGCCUCUUUUGAAAAAACUACUGAUCAUUUAUUUGAUGCUGCUUUCUAUAUGAAAAAAGAUGCAGUUGAAGGUGUAUCUGAAUGUAUUAUUUUGGGUCAAACCAUGUCUAUUGGUACUGGUUCAUUUAAGGUUGUAAAGGAUACACAUAUCCGUAAUGGUACUUUGAAACCAAAGAGAACAUUGUUUGAGAGUUUGUGUAAAGAAACAAAUAUUAAGAUUAAUUGA
Messenger RNA from Henningerozyma blattae CBS 6284, 4377 nucleotides. It is a transcript of the gene RPO31, whose product is annotated as DNA-directed RNA polymerase III core subunit RPO31. The record is from RefSeq and is a predicted model, not a curated record. The transcript has a single exon. Gene Ontology annotation, biological process: DNA-templated transcription. The coding region runs from base 1 to 4377 and encodes 1458 amino acids. Lineage: Eukaryota; Fungi; Ascomycota; Saccharomycetes; Saccharomycetales; Saccharomycetaceae. Gene Ontology annotation, molecular function: DNA-directed RNA polymerase activity; DNA binding.